This is a messenger RNA of Metarhizium acridum CQMa 102, 1161 nucleotides long. NCBI's taxonomy places the organism in Eukaryota, Fungi, Ascomycota, Sordariomycetes, Hypocreales, Clavicipitaceae. The record is from RefSeq and is a predicted model, not a curated record.
AUGAGUAUUCAACGCCAGUUUCCCGAUGUGCACUGGGUCUGGAGAGGAGGCAUCUCUUUCGUCUAUGAGGUCCAUCCUCGCAUCGUGGUCAAGGUCCCAAAAUCGGGUGAAUUCGAGCGGGAGCAAUUCCGGAGAGAAGUCGAGAUUUACGACAUCUUCUCGAGACAUGCGCCCUGUCCUUCCAUAGUGCAAUGUUUCCUCUAUACAGAUAACGGCAUUUUCCUCGAGUACAUGCGAGGUGGGGGCCCCAUUGGCAUGUUGACUGGAGUCCGAGACCAGGAAACUACAAUUGUCACUAAAGUUGAAAAGCUGGAACCUCUGCCCCUACGAAAGACAUGGAUGAACGACCUUGCUCAAGCCGUCGCUUUCCUCGAAUCGCUCAAUCUCGCCCAUGGUGACCUACGACCCGAAAACAUCCUGCUUGAUCGCAAUCGAUUGAAGUUAUCUGACUUUGAUUGUACGGCGAAAGUUGGGACAGACUUUGAAGCUUGCAUGGCCCCGUACGGAAGAGUACUUAAUAGCAACGAGCCGGAUCAAGGACGACGUGGAACAGCCGGCUUCCUGGGUCCUCGAACAGAGCAAUUCGCCCUUGGUUCCUUGUACUACUUGAUAAACUAUGGCUUUGAAGUUUAUGGAGAUCGUUGUCUUACUGAGGAUCCCAAGGAGCAUGGACCCAAGGUUGUGAACUUAUUGCAGAACAUGAAGUUUCCCGAGCUGGAUGGUGACCCUCUAAUUGACGAUAUUAUUGUUAAAUGUUGGCACAACGAGUAUGCCACGAUUGCAGAGUUGGCCGCAUACACAAGGAAGCUAGUCUCUGAAAGAUGCAUCGAAAAGGAGAGCGACUCUGAAAAAAUCUCCAUUCCUCGAUGGCGUACGAUCAUGGGUCGUGCCAUUCGUUGGUUAUGGAACAGUGUGAGAUACUGGUGUGAAUUAGUGCUCUGGCGCAAGGGCGCGAAAACCAACCCUGAAGUAGUCAAUAGCGGAGAACUAAAUGGUCACAUCCGUGACAUGGAUCAAAACCACCUGGCAGAAGAGUUCCCUUCGGAAAGAGCAUACUGCCAGGACCUGGAGAAGCGUGGACUUUUGGAUUUGCUUUCAUCAGGAGAGCCCGAGAAACUUGGUUUCACUCUUAAGUGGUACAGGCAUAGUUGUUCUGGGUAA